AACAGCAAAGUUUGACAGUAGAGGAGUUAGAAUGAGAAAAGGUUACUUAUGUUUAAAAUAGUUUCUUCUGUUGCUGUAUUCGUUAAAAGUUAUUAACCGGUGAGUCUUAUGAGUUUGUGUACCGCGAAGAUGUCUAAAUGAGCCUUGUUUUAAGGACUUUUCCGUUCUGAGCAACUUGAAGUACAUGUUAGCUUAUUGUUAGCCUGUUAGCGGAGGCUGCUAAAGGAACUAACUGGAGUACAUGCAUGUGGGAAGCACGUUUUCUACCAAGUCUCUGAGACCGCAUGCAGUUUUGGCAUGAAGAAUCUCGUCGCUACCACACAGAGCUCAAAGAUUUCAAAAAGUUAACUACUGAGACCAUGGAUGGGCUGAGGACCGAGCACAGCGUGCUGUUCAAGGAUCUGGAAGGAGCUGCAGUUCAGAUGGACCGGGUGGAGCGAGAGAUGGACAACGUGGAGACCCAGACUUCACCUCGGGCCUGUGCGAAUAAGGCAGACAAGGUGGUGGAGCAGGGAGUCUGGGGGCUGGAGGAGAGCAGAGGAGAGGAGGAAGAAGAGGAAGAAGACUGGGAGGAGCUGCACUCCGAAGUGUCUGACUGUGUUGAAAUCAUUUCUGGCAUCAGAUCAGUGAAGAUUCUAAAAAGACUGGGCAGUCCCAAGGGGAUGUGGACCAGAGACCCCAGGUCAUCCAGAGUUUAUGUCUUUAAUGGGACAUCGGGAGAUGUUAUCUAUCAAUUUGACUCUGUGCAGGACUUUUCACGCUCUUCAGGAGUUGAAGAGGGCAGCAAACAGAUCCAGCUGCCCUUUUCAUGGAUUGGUCCUGGCAGUGCUGUUUUUAACAGCUGUUUGUACUACUUAAAACAGGAGGCUGGUGCAGACAUGCAGGUGGUCAAAUACGACCUGCUUAGCGGCUCAGUGACAGAUACUGCCAUGUUCCCCGUGGACAGCCAUGCUACCGUUUACAACCUCAACCCUGAGAUUGUUGCAGACCUUGCAGUAGAUGAUGAGGGCCUCUGGCUGCUGUAUGCCAAUAGUGACAGCGAGCCAAACAUCAACCUUGCAAAAAUGGACCCUGCUACCCUUGAUAUAGAAGAAAUAUGGGACACCAGGUGCCCAAGGGAACAUGCAGAGGCGGCUUUUGUGGUCUGUGGCACUGUCUAUGUUGUUUAUAACACGCGCCUGCCCAGUCGGUCACGGGUUCAGUGUGUGUUUGAUGUCAACGACAUGGUGAUCAGCGAGGAGGCUCCACUGCUCUACUUCCCUAGAAGGUACGGAGCCCAUGCCAGUCUGAAAUACAAUCCCGAGGAAAAACAGCUGUAUGGCUGGGACGAUGGCUACCAAAUCAUUUACAGAUUGACCAUGAAGAGGAAACUCCUGGUUUGACAGCAGGGAAGUAGUGUCGGGUUUUCAAAUCAAAGGUAAACUUGUACAUGUGAUCCUCCCUCCCAUGAUUUAGUCCCUUGCAUUGAAUUAUGGGACUUCCACUUUCACUGAAGAAGCAUCUGCGGCCGUGAAUACAAAGCAUGUCUAACUUAGCUGGCUGCAGGCCGUGAACAGGAUAUUAUCGUCAAUCAAACGUGGGGCAGAAAUAAGUCAAACUUUUACUUAAAACAGCAUGAUGUGAUCAUGUCUCAUUUUACUGUUGGAUCACUGGUUUUAACAAUGGUGUUUUGUAUCUAUUUAUUCUUUGAGAUAAACAAAGUCCUGCUUUACCUUUUUUUUAAGCAUGCUUGAAUUUAUUCCAAUGCAAGUGAUCAUCAAGUAUGAGGUCAGUAAAGUAUCUAAAAUGUUACUGUUUAAUUACUUACACAUGUUCUGAACUUUUGUUUAAGCCCUGAGCACUCAGUGGUGCGAGGAACUAUUGAAAUUCCCCAAAGGAUCAUAUUUUUAGCUACAAAAACAUUGGUGAAAAUGAAUAAAAAUUAGCA
Messenger RNA from Solea senegalensis (Senegalese sole), 1927 nucleotides. It is a transcript of the gene olfml3a, whose product is annotated as olfactomedin-like 3a. Bases 285 to 1382 code for a protein of 365 amino acids. The record is from RefSeq and is a predicted model, not a curated record. The transcript has 3 exons. Gene Ontology annotation, biological process: signal transduction. NCBI's taxonomy places the organism in Eukaryota, Metazoa, Chordata, Actinopteri, Pleuronectiformes, Soleidae.